Spinacia oleracea (spinach) is the source of this 2109-nucleotide messenger RNA. RefSeq names its product AT-hook motif nuclear-localized protein 1. Lineage: Eukaryota; Viridiplantae; Streptophyta; Magnoliopsida; Caryophyllales; Amaranthaceae. The coding region runs from base 572 to 1597 and encodes 341 amino acids. The record is from RefSeq and is a predicted model, not a curated record. Gene Ontology annotation, molecular function: minor groove of adenine-thymine-rich DNA binding. The transcript has 5 exons.
CCUUUUAGAUUUAUUAUAUUAUUCACAUUUCCGACAAUUUUUUUAAAUAAAUCCAAUGUCUUUUAAUCUUUCACCAAUAAAACCCAGUUUACCUCAACCAAAAUUAGACCUAAUUAUUCAUCAAACCAAAAAUUCCCAAAAAUUUCUUCUCCUCUUCCAAAAAAAAAAAAAAUAUACCCAUAAUUAUUUUCCAAAAAUUUUCUGGAAAUAAAAAUAAAAAUACAGUGAGCUUAUUUUUAGAGCUUGCUUCUUCACUCUUUAAUGGUGGAAAUCAAACCCAUGUUUAACUUUCAUUGAUUUGAUUUUUUAAUCACUAAACAAGCUUAGCUUAUACUCAAAUCAAACAAAACUAAAAUCACCUUUUUCUCUUUCUCUUUUUCAUUUUCAUUUUUUUUGUUUUUGUUUUUAGAGCUGGGUUUAUUUCUAUUUUGCUAAAAAUUACAACAGCUAAUUUUGAUUUCUGCAAAAAGUUGAUGGGUUCUUGAAAAAUCUAAAAAAUAAUUCCUUGAAUUUAAUUUUUCGAUUUUGAUUUUCUGUAAAAAAAAAAAGAAAAAAAAAGCCAGUAAAUGAAAUGGAAGCAAAGGAAGGAGGAAGUAAUAGUGGAGUAAUAGUAGUAAGGUCAGAUGCUCCAACUAAUUAUGAAAUAGCCCCUAGGAUUGAGGUUAACGCCGAUGAGAUUCCGGCCUCCGAAUCAACUCCAUCUCCGCUGGAGCAGGUGGCGUCGCAGCCGGGAUUGAAGAAGAAGAGGGGUAGACCAAGGAAGUAUGGGGCUGAUGGGGCUGUCACGGUGGCUCUUUCUGCGAAACCCAUAUCCACCUCCUCCCCUUCCGCCCCUUCCGCCGCCGCUAACGUUAUCGAUUUCUCCACUGAGAAGCGGCCGUCCGGUAAGGUUCCCAAGGUGAAGUUGGCUUCUGCUUCUCCGGUCCUCAAACAACACCAACCCCAACACCAACACCAACACCAACACCAGGCGCAACACAAGCAUGAGUCCGAGAAUUGUGGUGAAUGGGUAUCUUGUUCUGUUGGGGCUAACUUCACUCCUCAUAUCAUUACAGUUAACGCCGGUGAGGAUGUUACUAUGAAGGUUAUAUCAUUUUCUCAACAAGGCCCUCGGGCUAUAUGUAUUCUGUCUGCAAUUGGCGUAAUUUCCAGUGUAACUCUUCGUCAGCCUGACUCUUCUGGUGGUACAUUGACAUAUGAGGGCCGUUUUGAGAUACUUUCUUUAACUGGUUCGUUCAUGCCUUCCGAGAGUGGCGGGAUAAGGAACAGAUCAGGAGGGAUGAGCGUUUCAUUAGCAAGCCCAGAUGGUCGUGUUGUUGGAGGAGGUGUAGCUGGUUUGCUUGUUGCUGCUAGUCCUGUGCAGAUUGUGGUGGGAAGUUUCUUAGCAGGAAACCAGCAUGAACAGAAGCCGAAGAAACAAAAAUCGGAGUACAUAAUCAGCGGUCCACCAGCUUCUACCGUACACUUUUCGAAUACAGGAACGCAGGACAGUUACGGGGGACAAGGCUAUCAUACUUCAGGUACCACAUACUCGUCUUAUCAAGGAGACAAAAGGAAUGGCUCGGCUGAUUACAAUGAUUCUAUACAUGAAGGUUAACAACUUUAACGCCAACAACAUACAGGAAAGCUUUGAUGAUUGGCAACAAGAGAUAGGCUACUAUUGAGAUUGCCUACGUAAUUUGUCUCCUCUGUUGCUCACAUCUGUAUAAACCUCUGUUACCUGAUUCGUUAGUAUGAGAUUGAGUACAGGUUCGCCAACCUAAUUUGGUAAAUUAGACCGAAAUUACACCAUUUUCUUGUUAUAAUUUUCUUUCUCGGUUCGCGGUUUGUGGGGGUGAUUAGAGAACUAGGUAUAAACUUAUGUGAUACUCACACUUGCGUGGGUAAAGUACGUGCUUAUUCGAUACAGCUGCUGUUAAUCCUCGAUUAUGUAGGAAUUUUAGUGUUAGCUUAACUUAAUAGAUAGGGUUUUCCUACAGGUGUUUAAUUUUUUUUAUGUAGAAUAAACUUGUAUUCAUCCACCAUAUCAAUUCUGAGCAAAUGGUCUUCAUUAGUGUAUUAACAUUCUCUUAAACUAAUCUCUUUGAAAGUUAAUAAGGGGACACAAAA